GAGCCCUGCCAUUGGAUAAGCCGGUGGCCGGCCUUCGCUCCCGGGAAAAUGGCGGAGGUCAGGAGGAGGUUGUUGAGUUAUAGCAAGAAAUACUCUACAGUCCAAGCGUCUUCGGUGCCUUAUUUAUGGUUGUGUAAUGUGACGUCACAUCACCCCCCUGAUGAUGCGCAUAAACUAACUCAUAGUGUGGUGUUGUAUGGUGCUAAGACAAGAAAACACUCCAUUAAAGGAAUUUGGAAUGGAGUUCCUAAAACAGGGAAGCUAACAUGUAUUACCUCAAGUAUGUUUGGAAGCCAAAAGGUGAUGGUUGUGGGAAACCCAAUUUACGACAGAUCAAAGAUACGCUGCUUUUCUCAAACCACUUAUGUAAGAGCAUCUAAUAAUUAUUAUAAUGGGACACACCAUCGUAGCAACAAUGAGUCUCAAGCUUUAUCUCCUCUUUACAGAAGCCGUACUGCCUAUUAUGAUAUUCUGGAGGUCACUAAAAGAGCCACCCAAUCACAAAUCAAGACAGCCUAUUAUAAGCAGUCCUUUCGCUUCCACCCAGACCGCAAUUCAGGAAGUGAGCAAGCUGCCAACCGUUUUAGUGAGGUCAGCGAGGCUUACUUGGUCUUAGGAAGUGUUCACCUGCGUAAGAAGUAUGACCAUGGCAACUUGAGUUGGGAAGAUGUCCGCACUGCCGGGAAACCUAAUGGGAAAGAAGACAACUCUCCAAGGAGAGAUAUCUCUUCUCGUAGGGGGGCAUCAACUAGCACCUCAUCGCGCUUCCCUUCUAAGCCCAUGUUUGAUUUUGAUGCAUUUUAUCAAGCACAUUAUGGGGAGCAGCUGGAACGUGAACGAUUCAUUAAAGAGAGGCGCGAGCAGAUUCAAAGGCGUAAAAAUGAGCCAAAAUAUAAAUGGCGGUUCUAUAAAAUAGGCGAAAUGUCAGCUAUACUGCUUCUGCUUUCUGCCAUGCUCCUACUAAUGUCUCUGAAAUAAGAACUGCCCUCUUAGUCUGUGUACAUUGUUUACAAGAUUCUUUCAUUGGUGAUGAAAAAAACGGAUUCUUAUCAAAGGAUAUCUAGUAUUUUGAGAACCAUUUAUUUCUGUAAACGUUAUUUUAAAAAAAAAAAACUUUGUGCCAUCUUGCUUUUAAUAUGUUUUCAAGCACAAAGCAACCAUCGUACUAUGAUCACCUGUUGCACUGGACAGACUUGGAUAACUCUUUCUUUGGACAUGAUGAAAAUAUAUGAAAUUUGCUAUGGUUUGGAAAACACACAGACUGCUUUUUACAUUUUCCUGUAUAUUGCUGCUGUAGAAGGCGGUGUAUGACGUUAAAUAAUCCAUAAGAGUAUUGUUUCUGCCUUAUGAAAAUUAUUUUCUAUGCUCGGUUUGUCUGAGAAGUGAUCUAUGUAAAAGCAGUUUUCUUCUGAUUUCUACCUGGAACCAUGUAACCUAAUACUACAACUAUGAGUCUAAACGCUAUGGUAAAUCUGUGUGUGGUAUUUUAAAUUGUUUUGUUGGCCACUCAGAUUUUGCGUCAUGCUGUACUAGUAAAGUACAAAGCAACAUAUUUAUUUUUUACACCAUCGGUUUUAUUUAUGAUUCUAAGUUGUAAACCUUCCUUCGUCAUAGCAAGUAGUUUAUUUCAUUUAUGACCUGAAACUUCCAACUAUGUGGUACAUUUCUGAGUAGUUUGGCAUCAUGUACCUCACAUAAAAUAAAGCUCUGUUCAUUACAUUACUGGGUUAUGUCUGCCUAGGCUAUUCUGUACAAAAAUGAAAACUGAACCGCAAAAGUUGGCACGAAUAAUUUAUAUAAUCAAUUUAGAUGCAUGUGAUUUGAAAUAUACAUGAAGGAAGCUUUGUUAAUAGUGUUCCUGAUCCGUUUAAGUGACCUUAAAGUGCAAUUUUGUUCCCUACUCUUGAAUUAUUUCUGUUGAUAUUUUUUUUAAUUAAUGUGACAUGAGAGGAACAGAUGGGGCAGGUUAGAGUGCCUACAUACUUUGCACAUGAAGUGGUGUACUCCUAUAAUUGUAAUAUUUUAAACUAUAGAAAGUACAUUCUAUUCAAAAAAGAAAAAAAAAAUAUUUUAUGGUAAAAUUAAAAAUGUAAAGGGGAUUGUUCGCAAAAAAUUGUGUACAUAUUCCAAAAAGUGAAAUGAAACAUGAAAAAUUAAAAAUACUGAAUGGUAGUGUAUGUAUAUGUGUAUUAUAUAAUAUAAUAAAUAUAUAUAUAUAUAUAUAUAUCUCAAAUUAAAUAUGCAAAACAAUUUAAACUAAACUGCUGUAUCUGUACAGUAAAAUAUAUUUCUUAAAGCAAAAAUAUUGAAAUCUGUACAGUCUCUUGAUUUUUUUUUUUUUACUAUUUCAUGUAUUUUGACAAUGGACAAUUUUGUAUGGAACACAGGAGAUAGCGAUAUGUUUUCUAGGAGCCUUGGGAAGAUUUUAUGUAUAGAUAUAAGUUGGUGCAUAAUAAUUCUCAGGAUCUAGGGAGUUCUGUCUCCUAACAUUAUACCUCUGGCUUGCACUUUUUAAUUUAUUGGUCAUAUAUCUGUAUAUGUAGUCUUCCCUGGAUCCUUCAAGUUGUACCUUGUGCUUCAAUAUUCUGGCUGAGACUUAUAGUAUCAUGAAUUUAGAACUGCUACAUAAAGAAUAACUAAAAAAGGAGGCACGGUACAUUUCCAGUAUUCCUGCUAUUGUUCAUUUUGUGAUGUAUACUCAUCAGUCAUUAUUAAAGGACCAGUAAAUACAGUACAGUAGAUUAUCAACAAAUACAUGAUAAAAAGACAAUGCAGAAGCAUGUAGUCUGAACUUCAAAUCAAUAGUAGAUUUUCUUUUCUGACAGUAGAUUUUUUUUUUUUCUGACAAAUUUUCUAAGCUAUGUCUAUUUCCACUUUCCCUGUAUCAUGUGACAGCCAUCAGCCAAUCACAAAUGCAUAAACAUAUAUUCUGAUAAUUCUUGCACAUGCUCAGUAGGAGUUGGUGAUUAAAAAAGUGUAAAUAUAUAAAGACUGUGGGCACUUUAUGUUAAUGGAAGUAAAUUGGAAAGUUGUUCAAAAUUGUAUGUUCUACCUGAAUCAUAAAAGUUUAAUUUUGA
Messenger RNA from Bombina bombina (fire-bellied toad), 3077 nucleotides. It is a transcript of the gene DNAJC30, whose product is annotated as DnaJ heat shock protein family (Hsp40) member C30. The transcript has a single exon. The coding region runs from base 49 to 978 and encodes 309 amino acids. Lineage: Eukaryota; Metazoa; Chordata; Amphibia; Anura; Bombinatoridae. The record is from RefSeq and is a predicted model, not a curated record.